Molecule: messenger RNA, 2523 nt
Organism: Branchiostoma floridae (Florida lancelet)
Lineage: Eukaryota; Metazoa; Chordata; Leptocardii; Amphioxiformes; Branchiostomatidae
Product: zinc transporter ZIP11-like
Exons: 9
Coding region: 126-1169 (347 amino acids)
Biological process (GO): zinc ion transmembrane transport
Cellular component (GO): membrane
Molecular function (GO): zinc ion transmembrane transporter activity
Source: RefSeq, a predicted model, not a curated record
GUCCACAUAGUCUUCGGCGCCAUUUUCUUUUUGCUCCGUGGGAAAGUGUGUCGGACAGCAGCAUUAUUCAGUUUAUUCUGUCGCCACCGACGGUUUCUCUGAGUUGUUUCUAGCCUGGUGCAGACAUGAUCGCGGGACAGAACCCUGUGGUACAGGCGCUGUUAGGGACACUGCUAACGUGGGGCCUCACUGCGCUCGGAGCGUCGUUGGUGUUCGUCUUCACAAGUGGCAAGAGGAAAGUUCUAGAUGCCAGUCUUGGUUUUGCAGCAGGGGUGAUGCUUGCUGCCUCCUACUGGUCUCUGUUAUCUCCUGCUAUAGAGAUGGCUGAACAGUCCCAGACCUAUGGGGCACAUGGAGAGUUUGCCUUCAUUCCUGUUGCCAUUGGGUUUGCUCUCGGAGCAGUGUUUGUCUACAUGUCUGAUGUCUUCCUGCCCUACCUGGGUGUGUCAUCUCCAAAUGUUGCCCUGGCCUUGUCAUCAGAAGAAAAAUUCCACGCAGAGGAGAAAGACUUCACAACUGUUGCUGCAGAACCCCCACAGGACUCCUCAUUUUCCAUAGAAAAUGGUGAAAUGUUGUCUUCGAACACCCCAAAAGGCCCCACACACAGAAGGAAGACCUCCGAGUCCCACAAGGUGGCCCUCAGUACAGGGGAGGAAGAGGAGGAGACAUCAGUCAAUGAUGAGAAAAAAGCUGGCCAGGCUUCCAUCAGUUGGAGGAGAAUAAUGUUGUUGAUCAUUGCUAUCACUGUUCAUAACAUUCCAGAGGGACUUGCGGUUGGUGUUGGCUUUGCUGCUGUUGGUAAAACACCUGCUGCAACAUUUGAAAGUGCCAGGAAUCUGGCAUGGGGAAUUGGAAUCCAAAAUUUCCCAGAAGGCCUUGCUGUAAGUUUACCCCUGAGGGGUUCUGGGAUGUCUGUGUGGAAGAGUUUUUGGUAUGGCCAGUUGAGUGGGAUGGUGGAGCCUCUAGCUGGAGUGUUUGGUGCCGUUGCCAUGGUAAUAGCAGAACCCCUCCUCCCAUACGCUCUGGCCUUUGCAGCAGGUGCCAUGGUGUAUGUUGUUGUAGAUGACAUCAUUCCAGAGGCAAACACAAGUGGCAAUGCCAAACUGGCAUCGUGGGGGUGCAUUGUGGGAUUCAUCGUCAUGAUGUCAUUAGACGUCGGCCUAGGCUGAUGCUGAUGACUGACAAGUAAACUUAUAAUGUAUGAAUAUGAAGGGCUUGUACUUCCUCAGGUAACUAUGGUAGAAUGGAGUCUGAGUCAUAUAGCUUCCACUUUCCACUAGAGGUUGUGACCACUGAGUGAAAUAAAGAUUUCACAAUCACGCAAUAAGUUUCAUAGUUAAAGAACAAUUCUUUUACCUUUUGUGUGUUUUGUUGUCUUUUAAAUCAAACUUUGAUUUAAAAAUUCUUGCGUCAUAUUCCAGUUAUGAAAUCAAAGUCUUACAGAUCCAAUUGUGGUCACUAUACAGUCACUCAGCAAUUACCAUGUAGUGGAAAUGGGGUAGAAGCAAGGAGCUUUACCUCCAUCAAGUGUGACACAUGUACAUGUCUAGUUUUAUAACAUCGAUCACAUGUGUACUUAGGCUGUUCCAAAGUACAGUCUACUCUACAGUGGUCAUAGACUCAUAGUUAAUAUAGAUUAGAUUAUAUUGACAGAUAGAAUCUUGACAUCUUUCGGUGCCAAAUGGUAUUUUGGUGUUUUGCCCCCUUUUGUUAAUCUGUCUAUGGGUUGCUUUCUUCUUUGUGACAAACUGUGCUUUAACUGUGCUUUGUUAGAAUGUUAGCUUUAAAGUCUCCAUCAAAAAUUUCUAAUGUGUAUUCGGAAUAACAGCAAUGACGCCAAUGAGUGUACAUGUGAAAUAAAGUGUUUGCUAUAGUGUGACUGAAUAAUUUUUGAUAGACUGAAAGAUGCAAUAUUGAGUAAUUGAGAGUUAAAAUCAUACAUUUGCUGUAGUUCAUAUAUAUUACAAGAAAACAGUAUUAUGAUUUUUUUUAAACAGACAUGCAAAAAUCAUGCAAUACAAGUGUAUAAUUGUAAUUAUGAAAAUAUAUUGUUCGGUGCAUCUGGACAAAAGUAAAUAGGGAGUCUUGGAAUUUUCUUCAGAUUCUACUUUUAUCAAUGUAUUUAAAGCUGCUGAAUAAAUUAAGACAUAUCUCAGACACUUCGUGUUUCACCGUCUUUUAAUAAUGUCUUGUCUUUAUACAUAUCUUUAUAGCAGUUAUAAAACCAUUGCUCCUUGGUCUGGCUGUGAAAUGUUUAUGAUAAAAACUUAAUCAGUCAUUGUAAUCUUGUCGAUAAGGCAGACUUAUUAGUACGGACAUCAACGAAAGUUACAUUUUUAUGUCUUGUAUUAUGUCUUCGUUCUUCAUAGUGCCUUUAUUUGCAUCCAGGUAUCUAGUUCAUUGAUUGCCACAUGUAACUCCACAUCACUGAAAAAGUUUGAAGCCUGCCCUUUCUGUAUGGCGCCACGUCGUCCUUGGAGACAUGUGAAGGCUUAAGGCAUCAAAAGUAAAAAUAAACCGUCA